Molecule: messenger RNA, 299 nt
Organism: Parathielavia appendiculata
Lineage: Eukaryota; Fungi; Ascomycota; Sordariomycetes; Sordariales; Chaetomiaceae
Exons: 2
Source: RefSeq, a predicted model, not a curated record
GUUUGCAAUUGUCUAUAAAGGUACGGCGUCUCGCCUCUUUUUGUUGAAGUUCUCUCUCUAUCGCUCAACACAAGUACUCAACUCAAACUUCCCAACAUGCAGCUCACCACCAUCUUCCUCACCACCGCCCUGUCCUUUGCAGUCAGCACCUACGCUUGGGCUCAGGCUGCUGACGGAACCUGGGUGGCAAACAACCGCUGGUACAAGCUCUCAUGUCUGGUUUUAACCCAGGUUCACGAAGCAUGCACCUGGAGGAACACGAACAACGUGCACAAUGAGGGCGACUUCUGUGCCUACUG